AUGCUCGUUCACGCCGAGCUAACUGCGCACGUGCCAGGCGAAACUCAGCAUCACCACCACAACAACAAUGGAUCGCCUGUACCUCAGCUGUCGCAGUUUGACCCUCGAGCCCUGCUGAAUCCAAAGAGUGCAAAUCCUAAGCGGCCCGCCUCAUCUGGUGCAGACACUGACCGCGGCCGCACCGAAGCCAGCAACGGCGGCCAAGUCUCACUUGUCGAACGCUUGCACAACGUUCAAGAGCGCACGGCGGCGCCUGCAAAGCGAGUCAAGACCGAAGACCCACAACGGAAGCCUCAAAGCAGACCGACCUUUGCUGCCGGAAGCGCGCUUGAUCUGCAAAAUCAAAACAGCCCUGCUGCACACCCGCCUCCGCAAAGGCCGCCCAUUGACCUAACCAUGAGUGACGACGAUGAGGAAGUCCAGGUCGUUCGCGACAAUGGAGACGACGACGUCUGCAUCGGCAAGGUCAAGCAGACUUACAUUCAAGCUCACCUCGUGCCUUUUCCUGAUCCCAAGAAGUUCACUGGCAACCACGGCGGUCAAAGCCGAAUCAAGGUCAGUUUCCGCAGGGGUGGCGGCAACAAGGGCAACCAAAUCAUCAUGGUUCUGGACGGCAUGGGCAAAGAGUUUGGUCGGGUCGACAUGAAGACAGCACAAGGACUUACUCCUUUGAUCGACAGCGCCAAUACGAACGGCCUCAAGUGGCUGGCUUGGACAGAACCGCGUCGAAAGCAACCAGGUGAAGGCCCGCCCGGCAGCCAGUCGUCUGCCCUGAUUACUAUGACGCUGCAGCUGUACUGUCCACGCCGAAUGGCCGAUAACCUCGGCAAGUUUCUCAAGAGCAAAGGCCUCAUUCUCGAGGCCCCCGUGUUUGAGCUCGCGCGUCAUGACUACUACAACCCGCAAACCAAAGAUGGCUUUCAGAAGACGCAGGUUUCACAGCAUGGUUUUCAGAUGCCUUCUCAGUACCCUACCAUGAGCAACUACGUGGUCCGCAGUGUCGAUGAGAUUCGCCAGGAUGUAGACGAUGUCUUUGACACGGUCGUCACCAGCUCUGAAGCGUUGCCAGCCCGUGAGCCAUCGAACCUUAUCAAGACUGGAUUGUAUCCACAUCAAAAGCAAGCGCUUCAUUUCAUGGUCGAGCAUGAAAAGGAUCACACUGCCCAAGACUUGAAUCGGCGAAGAGAUCCCAUGUGGACGACCAAGACGCAUGACAAUGGUCGCAUCUCAUACGUACAUAUCAUCACUGGCGAAAAGCAAGCGCAGAAACCACGCCCAAGCUUGGGAGGUAUAUUGGCUGACGAGAUGGGACUCGGAAAGACGCUUAGUGUCCUGUCUCUCAUCUGUGACGACGAAUCCAUUGCUGCAGCACAAGUCUUUUGCCAAAAGAGGCCUCCUCCGCGACCCCUUCCUGCAAUGAUCCAGCCUAUGAUCAACACUCGUGCGACGCUGCUUGUAUGUCCGCUAAGUACAAUGACUAAUUGGAAGGAACAAAUCAAGGAACAUUUCCCAGAAGGCAGCGCAUUGAAGUGGACGCGGUACCAUGGAGCUGAACGAUUCACCAUGACGCCCGAGAAGCUGGCGGACCAUGACAUCGUCUUGACUACGUACCAUAUCAUCGCCAAGGAUAUCAUGGAUAAGAAACGUGCCUUGCCGUAUCUCCACUGGUUCCGUAUUGUGCUGGACGAAGCCCACACCAUCCGAAACCCAACAAACCAAUCCAAGGCUGCCUGCAAUAUGAUGGGCCAGCGACGAUGGGCUGUUACUGGUACGCCAGUCCAGAACCGACUUGAGGAUCUUGGCGCACUGUUCAAUUUCAUCAAGCUAAAGCCCUUUGACACACCCUCGGGCUUCAACGCGCACAUUCUCAAUCCCUUCAAGAACGCCGAUCCUAACGUGGUCAAGCGACUGCAGCUCCUCGUGAGUACGGUGACAAUCCGCCGCACAAAAGAGAUAAUCAAGGAUGAGGUGCCGAAGAAGAUUGACUAUGUCAUCAAGCUACAGUUUUCCAAGGAAGAGAGGCAGUUGCAUGAUUGGUUUGAGAAGGAUACGCAGCGCAAGGUGCUCGCUGUGACCCAUGGUGACAAGAUGGGCGGCAAGUCGUACGCGCGUAUUCUUACGGCCAUCCUCAACCUACGCCUGAUCUGCGCCCACGGUCGCGACUUGCUGAGCGAAGAAGCCUUGAAGACUACAGACGGCAUGACGUACGAGCAGCCCAUGGAAAUCGAGGAAGAUGGCCAGGAGAUGCCCCAGCUCACGCGUCAACAAGCAUAUGAGAUGCUCAACCUCCUCGAGUCUACAAGCGCAGCCGACUGUCUCUACUGCCCUGGAAAGAAGUCAAUAUUGGACGGCGAUGCAGAUGAUGAGGACGAAGAAGGAAAUGCGCAGGACACUAUGGGAUUCAUGACUACGUGUUACCACCUCGUCUGUCCGCGCCAUGUGAAGAAGCUCCGCGAUCAGUGGAAGGAUCUUGUCCAACACGAUGGGUUUGUUCGCUGCCAUGUUUGCGACGAUAUCAACCGGCCAUCUGUACUCGAACUAAAGCGAGCCGACUUCCUCGCUUACCUUGAGGAGCAAGACCGUAUCCGCAAAGACCCCAAGUUGGCCAAGAAGGUGGGUAGCUAUACCGGUCCGCACACAAAGACCAAGGCGCUUCUCAACGAUCUUGAUGAAUUCAGGCGCUGGAGCGAUGCGCAUCCCGACGAGCGACCUAUCAAGAGCGUCGUCUUCUCCUCGUGGACAACUCACCUCGACCUGAUAGAAAUCGCACUCAAGACCGCUGGCCACACACUCGUCCGCCUCGAUGGCCGCAUGAGCCGCGAUGCGCGCGACAAGUCUAUGGCGGCACUACGCAACGAUCCCUCUGUGCGCGUCAUGCUCGUUUCCAUCGGCGCCGGUGGCCUCGGCCUUAACCUCACAACCGCAAACAAAGUUUUCAUGAUGGAACCGCAAUUCAAUCCCGCAGCGGAAGCGCAGGCCGUCGACCGCGUGCACCGUCUCGGCCAGGACAGAGAAGUCAUGAUCAAGCGCUUCAUCAUGCAGGACAGCUUCGAGGAGAAGAUGCUCGUGCUGCAGGAGAAGAAGAAGGCCCUUGCUGACUUGACAAUGGCCAGGGAGCGUAAGAGCAAGGAGGAAGCGACCAAGCAGCGACUCGAGGAACUUCGAAGCCUAUUCAGAUAAUUCCCUGGAGUCACAAGAGCUGCUUGACGUGGUUUUGAUGGCGUUUGAUGGCGUUGAACGGCUGUGCCGGGUCGCUGGGAUGUGCGUGUGUAUGCGUGUGUAUGUGUGCUUGGGGGGAUGAGAAAAGCGUUUUGCGGGAGUCAAAACACGAUGAACACACACACACAGAGACAGAGAGAGAGAGGAGAGAGAGACAGAGUUUCUGGUGGUACUUACCUUGCCUGUGCCUCUUUGCCCCAACCAACCAACCAACCAAUCAAUUACGAGAAAG
Molecule: messenger RNA, 3451 nt
Organism: Exserohilum turcica Et28A
Lineage: Eukaryota; Fungi; Ascomycota; Dothideomycetes; Pleosporales; Pleosporaceae
Exons: 3
Coding region: 1-3180 (1059 amino acids)
Cellular component (GO): cytoplasm
Molecular function (GO): ATP binding; ATP-dependent chromatin remodeler activity
Source: RefSeq, a predicted model, not a curated record